GAGACAUCCCCAAAAUCCCUCUAAGACUCAAAACAAUUCAUCAGAUCACAAAGAUCCAGUUGAGGUGUGAGCGGUACCUGGACAGCACCUGGAGGCCUCUGGGCAAGCGAGUGGUCAUCCAGAAGGACUUCUUUUCCUUGAUCAAGAGUCAGUAUGGGGGCCGGGGCGAGCGCCGAGGAGAAGCACUCCAGGGAGCUAGAGAAGAAGCUGAAAGAUGAUGCCGACAAAGAUGCCAGGACCGUCAAACUUCUGCUGCUAGGUGCUGGUGAGUCGGGUAAAAGCACAAUUGUCAAACAGAUGAAAAUUAUUCACCAAGAUGGUUACUCCCUUGAAGAGUCUAUGGAGUUCAUUGUCAUCAUCUACAGCAACACUCUGCAGUCUAUCCUGGCCGUUGUGAAGGCCAUGACCACAUUAAACAUUUCCUAUGGAGACGCUUCUUCACAGGAUGAUGGAAGGAAGCUGAUGCACUUAGCGGACACCAUCGAGGAAGGCACCAUGCCCAAGGAGCUGGCAGACAUCAUCCUGAGGUUGUGGAAGGACUCGGGCAUCCAGGCGUGCUUUGACAGAGCCUCCGAAUACCAGCUCAACGACUCUGCCGGAUACUAUCUGAGUGACCUGGAGAGGUUGAUCCAGCCUGGCUACGUCCCUACUGAACAGGACGUCCUGCGAUCAAGAGUGAAGACCACCGGUAUAAUCGAGACCAUGUUCGGCUUAAAGGAUCUCAACUUCAGGAUGUUUGAUGUGGGCGGUCAGCGCUCUGAGAGGAAGAAGUGGAUCCAUUGCUUUGAGGGUGUGACCUGUAUCAUCUUCAUCGCUGCACUGAGCGCAUACGACAUGGUGCUGGUGGAGGAUGAUGAAGUGAACCGAAUGCAUGAGAGUCUCCACCUGUUCAACAGCAUCUGUAACCACCGUUACUUUGCCACCACAUCCAUUGUACUCUUCCUCAACAAAAAGGAUGUCUUUGUGGAGAAGAUCAAGAAAGCUCAUCUGAGCAUGUGCUUCCCUGAUUAUGAUGGUCCCAACACCUUUGAGGAUGCUGGUAACUACAUCAAGCUGCAGUUCUUAGAUCUGAACUUGCGACGAGAUAUCAAAGAAAUCUACUCCCACAUGACCUGUGCCACAGACACAGAGAACGUCAAGUUUGUGUUCGAUGCCGUAACAGACAUUAUCAUCAAAGAAAAUCUCAAAGACUGCGGUCUCUUCUAAACAAGCCAUUUGUGAGAAGAGAGUGGAUUAAUCAACAAAACCCAAUACAGACCCAUUGCCCCUCGUUUUCCUCCCUGGGUAAUGUGGAAUUACCCAAUGCUCACACACAUAACCAUACAAGAAAACACACACACAAGGGAAUUGAAUUGAUAGCACCUGGAAGAAGAAAUUAUUGUUAUACAUUUGAUUAAACACUGCAUUUAAUUAAAUAUCAGAGCCUAAUACAUAUUCAUAGGAGCAAGUCAUAUAUAACAACACAUGCAGCAUGAUCCUGCUUGAAGAACCGGCUCUUAUGAGGGUGUUUGCUCCUAUUAGUUUUUCGCAGUGUUUUAUCCUGUAGAUUUGAAACUACAUGCAGCUGCAAACCAAAUAACUAAACUUUUGAAACACCUGCAUAAUAUGCACUUCAGCAUAAUGUUUUGCAAGAGCACAUUAUGAAGUCCAGAGAGUAUUUCAGAUAUACGUUCUAGCAGUUACUAACUGUGUAAAGUUCAUACUUUUAAGCUGAUUGAGAAAACUUUACUGGGAUGCAAUGUUCUGUGUUAUUUACAGAGGAGUUAUAUCAUGUUAUGUCCCAUUUUCCAAAUCUUUAUGUAAGAUGGAUAACUUUGAUGAAAAGAUAGCUUGUAAUAAUAUUUCAAUAAGAUGCUUAGCUCAGGAGCACAGUUAGUUAGCUGUGAGACAAAGAACGGUUUUUGAGUGCAUUGAUUAAAUUACAACAGCGAAUAUUGAUUAAAAGGGCACAAUUGACUGCAAACCCAGAAACAACCAUGUAAAUGUAAAUUGAACGAAUAAAGCUUCUGUAGAAAAGACUGAA
Rhinichthys klamathensis goyatoka is the source of this 2023-nucleotide messenger RNA. It is a transcript of the gene gnat1, whose product is annotated as guanine nucleotide binding protein (G protein), alpha transducing activity polypeptide 1. Gene Ontology annotation, cellular component: heterotrimeric G-protein complex. Gene Ontology annotation, biological process: adenylate cyclase-modulating G protein-coupled receptor signaling pathway. The record is from RefSeq and is a predicted model, not a curated record. Gene Ontology annotation, molecular function: G protein-coupled receptor binding; GTPase activity; GTP binding. Bases 154 to 1206 code for a protein of 350 amino acids. Lineage: Eukaryota; Metazoa; Chordata; Actinopteri; Cypriniformes; Leuciscidae. The transcript is spliced from 9 exons.